This is a messenger RNA of Procambarus clarkii (red swamp crayfish), 2220 nucleotides long. RefSeq lists its product as uncharacterized. The record is from RefSeq and is a predicted model, not a curated record. Gene Ontology annotation, molecular function: signaling receptor activity. Lineage: Eukaryota; Metazoa; Arthropoda; Malacostraca; Decapoda; Cambaridae.
AAUAUAAAGCAAGUCUGGAGCGGAGAGUGGCCAGUGUUUCCUUGAUGGUGUAGAGGAGCUGGUUCACGCCUCACCUCUGGUCACCAUCACUCCUCUCUCUCUCCUGAAAAAUCAGUGAGCCGUGAAAACGUGACACUUGUGGAGGGUUGGUGCGGGCCCUGACCUCCAUGAUGCUGCCCCUCUUGCUGCCCUCCCACCUCCUGCUGCUACAAGUGCUAAGAGUGGUGGUAGUGAUGGUGUCAGGUGGGGUAGUGGGAAGCAAGGCAAGUCCCACCUCCACCUUCUUGAUGGUGGCACAGGAUGUGGAGGUGCCCAACCUGCACACCACCAUCAUGACACCUACAGCCUGUGCCCUCGCCUGUUAUGCUGCUGGCACCCACCACUGUCUAGGGUUUCUCUGGCGGCCAUUCCUCGCCUCCACGGGGACCCAUAAGGAUGAGUGUGACAAAGAAAGGGAGUCAUGUGGUAGGUCCAUGGACGGUCGGUGUGGUCUUCUGCAGUGCAUCCCUAACCCCUCUAGCCUCAGGUUCUUUCCUGGAGCCCAGAUCUUUCUUCUAAGAGGACAAAACUCCCCUGCCUUUGGCUCCAUCAAAGCUCCUGGUAGUUAUACAAUGGCAUGCACUUUUGCAUAUAGAGUGUACAGCAAGAUUCUACUUGGCUAUGAUGAAGCAGAGCGUCGCUGUGCUCAGGACGGUGCACAACUCAUUGCUAUCAAGAGUGUGGAGCAGCAAGAGGUGGUGCAGAGGAGCAUACAGCAGAGGGAGGCUCACUGGAUUGGCCUGAGUGACCGACACAAGGAGGGUGAUUGGCUACUUUCAGAUGGAAGCAAGCCUACCUACAUGAACUGGGACUUGGGGCAGCCUAACAACUACGAGAAGUAUGGCCAGGACCAGGAUUGUGUUAUGCUCUUCCAAGGUGCUUGGAAUGACAACCAAUGUGACCAGAAACUUCGCUUCAUAUGUCAGAUUACCUUCCUUGAGCUCUGAAGCUAUUGCAGUAUAUUACUAGUUAAUGUUACAAUGACAGGUUAAAGGAACUCUAGCUAAGAUCCCUAGAGUAGAGAGAACAAAAGGAAAUGUAAUCAUUACAUUCAAAGUAUUGGGGUGAAUAGACAAAGUGGACAAGGACAGCCUUUUCAGAUUGAGGAUAAAUAGAGGAUAUAGAUGGAACUGGAAAUGCAAAUGGGCUAGAAAGAAGUGGGAAAACGCUUGACACGGUCAAGGUGUUCAACAAGUGGAAUGCUUUGAAAGAAGUGAAAAUCGCCUCCAUCUACAGAUUCAAGAACAUAUAUGAUACGAAUAUAAUGACAAGAUAUUUAAACACACCAGUUCCAAAUAACUAGAUGGGGCCCAGAGAAUACUAGGUUUCUCUUUUGGUAGGCACUAUAGGGCAGCGUAUACAUAUGUGCAAAAACACGCACACACAUACACACAUUUCUUUUGCAAACAGAUUGGUAGACAGUUGGAACAAGUUAAGUGAGAAGGUGGUGGAGGCCAAGACCGUCAGUAGUUUCAAAGCAUUGUAUGACUAGAGUGCUGGGAUGACAGGACACCACUAGCAUAGCUCUCAUCCUAUAACUACACAUGGGUAAUUAUUCACAAACACUAACCUCCUCUAUUAUCCAAAGCAACCACCAUACAUGAACAUAAUGGUCAGAUAAGUGGCUACUAGAAUUCAGUUCAACAAAUGCAAGACAAUGAAAAUAAAAGAACCAUUUAACAGUACAUCCUAAGAUGAGAGGCAGCUUGUAAAUUUAGAAAGAUAAAAUAAUUAAAAAUAAUAAUAGGAAUAAUUCAUUGUAUCGGGGACAGGCAGCCAGUGUGUAUAUACAUGUUGGGCUUUUAUUGCAGAUCUUUUCCCAGGUGGAACUACUGAUCACCCAAACGAUGCAACCACAACAAGCUAACUCCUGGGUACCUAUUUACUGCUAGGUGAAUGGGGGUAUUAGGUGACAGGAAACACACCAAACUAUUUCUGCUCCACCCAGGAUUCGAACCCGGAAUUCUCGAUUGUGAGUCGAAAACGAACCCGACUGCACUACCGUGACCCAUAUAGGUGGCCAUGACAGUAUGUCACCACACAUGCACACAAAUAUGAUAACAGCAGCAGCAUAUGAGAGCUUAUUUAUUAUUAUUAACAUCUUUAUUGGCAAAAUUAAUUACAAUUUUGCCUAAUCUGAAGAUUUUGAUAAAGUCUUAUUAAAGUGAGGAUAAUGCUGGU